Williopsis jadinii is the source of this 571-nucleotide messenger RNA. RefSeq names its product ribosome-associated Tef1p biogenesis chaperone CHP1 (gene CHP1). NCBI's taxonomy places the organism in Eukaryota, Fungi, Ascomycota, Saccharomycetes, Phaffomycetales, Wickerhamomycetaceae. The transcript has a single exon. The record is from RefSeq and is a predicted model, not a curated record. Bases 103 to 546 code for a protein of 147 amino acids. Gene Ontology annotation, cellular component: cytoplasm.
ACUUGAUCAAAUAUUCAUGAAAAAACGUAUAAAAAGCACUCUUUUACACAGGUUUUGACCCAUUUCCUUCAGUGAUUUCAGUGAUUAAAACACUACAACGAGAUGAGUUUGAGUAACUUCGAUGCGGAGAACGCCGAUAACCUGGAAGAUAUCGAGAAGCAGUUCGCAGUGAAAGCUGUGCACCAGGCUGAGACAUAUUGGACGUUGUUGACCAAGAUACCGGGGUCAAAGAUCAAGCUUACGAAAUACGACGACGAGAUCUACGACAAGCUGCUGGAGGAGUUCCCGGAGUUCAAGGACCCGGACUAUGCGAGAAGCAUCGAUGAAGAGAAGAUGAAGUCGCCGGAGGGUAAGGCCAAGUGGAGAAAGUUCUGCGAUUCCUUCAACAAGAUUGAGGACUAUAACUUUGGUACUCUGUUGAGAACGAGCUCUAGCGACGAGUAUGGUCAAGAAACCACCAUAUUUGUCGUUAGAAUCCAAUUCUACGCUGUUGAGAUAGCAAGAAACAGAGCCGGUUUGAACGAUUGGAUCCUGGGUAAGGAGUAAGUACGUUUUGUAAUGCAUUUUUUUC